Molecule: messenger RNA, 4362 nt
Organism: Orbilia oligospora ATCC 24927
Lineage: Eukaryota; Fungi; Ascomycota; Orbiliomycetes; Orbiliales; Orbiliaceae
Exons: 7
Coding region: 1-4362 (1453 amino acids)
Cellular component (GO): eukaryotic translation initiation factor 4F complex
Molecular function (GO): translation initiation factor activity; mRNA binding; protein binding
Source: RefSeq, a predicted model, not a curated record
AUGACAACCAGCAGCAGCAGCGGCAAUUUAAUCGUUAACGGUUCCUCCUCUGCGUCCUCUGCACCUUCAUCUUCUUCGACUUCCCACGGCCGGAAACCCUCUCUGGCUACCCAGUCGUCACAGCAAGCCCCCUGGGGCCAGCAGCAGCAGCAGACACAGCAGCCGCAGUCGCAGCCGCAAAAUGGGUUGAGGAUGCCUCCAGGCCAGCAACCUCCCACUCCUAGCUCGAUACACUUUGGCAACGUGUCAAACGGUCCUCAUCAUGCAUCUCAUGUCGGCUCAAGCCCCGCGCUACCCCCUUCCGUUCCACUUGCCCCCUCUGCUUCCUCCGACCUACCCGCCGGCUCCCCGCAGACUUCACCGUCUCCGGUCCCCCAGCCUGCCGCGAGUGGUGGCCCACCGCCUUCGCUCCCCCGCCAGGGAAUGCCGGCCUUCGGCUCGGUCACAGAGAAUUCUGACCCUAACCGGACGAUUCCACAGCGCCCAGUGUCGAUGCCACCGAACGCUCCCUUGAACCCGAACAUACCUGGCCCACCACCGCACCCAAGACGGGACUCUGGGCAUGGGGACGGUCCAAUUCCUGCUGGUAUAUCUCAUGGUAGGGGAAUGCCCCAGGGCAAUCAUCGCGGCCGAAAUCAGCAUCAGAUGGGCGGAAAUUUCAGUAAUCAGUAUCCACCCCAUAAUAAUCCUGCGCCUUUCGCCUCUCCAGGUUACUCUAACACCCCACAAUACCGGGCGGGGCCUAACCAACAACGAGGCGGGGCAACGGGUCCAGUGGGAUCACCCUACCAAACACCUGCUCACAUGGCAAAUUUCAAUAACAAUCGUGGAGGCAGGAGCCCUGCAUUAACCCAUUCUUUGCCUUCUACUCCACAGAUGAGUGGUGCCCAGCUCGCAGGAAAUGCCCCGAUGCAGCAUUCUCCCCAUAUGAACUAUCAACACCUUUCCCCACACCCGCAUAUGCAGCCAAUGCAGCCAAUGUACUCACAAGAAUAUGGCCAAUCUUCUUAUUAUAACCAACAUCAACCACAUUACAUGCCAUAUCCCCAACCUCCGUUAUUCCCCCCGGGCAGCCCUAGGACAGGAUAUAUGCCGCCGCAGCCUCAGCAAGGCGGCUAUAUGCCUCCUCCUUUCCAAGCCGGCCAAUCGUCUUCUAUGGCGAGAACCGCUUCACAACCUUCAGACCAUCACCCUAGCCGUCCAUCAGGAAUGCCGCAUAUGCCACAUGGUUCUCCCCUCACAUCAACAAAUAUACCACCGCCUCUUUCGCACCCAGGGCCUACCCCUCCUGUUCCCAGCAACCCGAAUAACCAAUUUUUCAAAAAGGUUGAGAAAACCUCAAAAAAAAUUGAAAUUCGAGAUCCAAAUACCGGCACUGUUAAGACUUUCUCUAACCUCCCGCCGCCGCCCCCAAUAUCUGGAAGAUCCCCUGUUAUAGUUUCGUCCUCUCCCGCUCCCGAUAACGCGGCUCACGCAAGGGCCGAAGCUAAACCCGUGCCCGUUGUACUUAAACCUUCAGGCGCGAAAACGAUCCAGGAAGUGAGAGAUGAGAUUAAAGCCACUGUUUACCGUGAAAUACAGGUAAAAAAACAACAGGAAGAGGACGAACUGCGGCAAAAGAAAGAAGAGGAAGAGAGGAAAGCAAAGGAGGAGGCGGAGGAGGUUGAACGCCUACAAAGAGAGGAAAUGGAGAAGGAACGAAUGGAGAAGGAACGAAUGGAGAAGGAACAACGGGAAGAGGAACAACGGGAAAAGGAACAACGGGAAAAGGAACAACGGGAAAAGGAAGAAGUGGAACGCAAAGCCGCAGAAGAAAAGGAAGCUGCUGAGGCUGCUGCUAAAGCGAAGGCUGAGGUUGAGGCUGAGGAAGAAAGGUUGAGACUCGAGCGUGAGAAGGAAGCCAUGGAAGAGGCUCGACGCAAGGAACGGGCCGAGGAGGCUGAGAAGCAAAGACUGGUUGCUGAGGCAGAGGAAUUGAAGAAGCAGGAGGCGGCUACAUUAGAAACACGACGAGUUGAAGAGCUUCGAAAAUCCGGAUCACCUGCCCCUAGAGCUUCGACGCCAGCUGGGCCUAGUGAUGAAGAUGCCGAUGCUAAGGCCGUGGCCACUGCCAUCAAGGGCUCAACACCACUCCCGGUAACUUCGAAAGAAGUUGGGGACCUUGCCUCAGAUAUCGCUAAGAUCACAGUCAACUCCCAAGCUACUACGGCAGAAACCCAACAGAACCCUCCAGCCCCUAAGUCAAACCAACGAAAGCCAGCACCGCUUAACCUUCAGCUUAAGACUUCUUCAGAACCAGCCCUCCCAUCAGCUGCUCUAACAGCUCUCCGCUCAGCACGAUUUAUUGACGAUAUCAACAAGGUCGCUUACCCUCCCUCCAUCAUCUCUCCGAACCCAGCUCUCAAUGCGAGUGCACCGAAUGGUAAAUUCAAGUACGAGAAAGACUUCCUAAUGCAGUUUCAGACCGUUUUUACGGAUAAACCUUCCACCGACUGGGAGCAACGAAUGCGUGAUACCGUUGGAGAACCGGAUUCUGCCCGGCCCAUGGGUGGGUCGCGAGCUCCAUCCUCCGCAGGUCCAGGCAAAGCGCGGUCAGCUCUUCCAGGGCCCCCUCCAUCCAUGGGGAUGGGGAUGGGUACAUUCCGUGUCGGUGGUGGUGUUGGAGGAUCAGUCAUGCCUCCGUCUGGCAGACAGUCAUCAAAUUCACCCUUCCCUAUCGGCGUUCCACGCCCAUUCCCCGCACGAAAUCACUCCUCAACCCAACUAUCCAACCAAGGCUCUGCACCACAAAGCCCUGGUGGCCCCAAGGGCUCCCAGCGCAGCGGUAGCAAGAACAUCCCUCGGCGGGGGGGGAUGGAUGGAAAGCGGCCAAGUCAAGGAGGCACAUCGAAGGCUGAACUAGAGUCCACCAAUCCUCCUCCAGCGGCUGCGUCAGCUGAUUUCGAGCCGCUGAAAGCGACAGCAUCGGCGUGGAAGCCGAGAACUGCGGGUGGUGCUACAGCGUCCUCGUCAUUGUCAAACCAAAUUAGUGCAGGUGGAAACGCUCCCAGCGAUGAACCACGUCUUUCACCCGAGAUGGUCCAGCGCAAGGUCAAAGCAGCCCUCAACAAGAUGACCCCCGAGAAAUUCGACAAAAUCGCCGAUCAAAUCCUCGAAAUCGCAAGCCAGUCCCGCUAUGAGACAGACGGGCGUUCACUCCGUCAGGUCAUCCAACUUACAUUUGAGAAGGCGACGGACGAGCCUAACUUUUCUUCAAUGUACGCUAAGUUCUGCAAGCGCAUGCUUGAAAGCAUGCAUCCUGAUAUCAAAGAUGAAAAUAUCAAGGACAAGAACGGUAAUAUCGUCACCGGAGGUGCACUUUUCCGUAAAUACCUUUUGAAUAGGUGCCAGGAGGAGUUCGAACGCGGUUGGAAGGUCAACCUUCCUCCGAAGCCAGAGGGGGUCAGUGAAGAGGCCGCAUUAAUGUCGGAUGAAUAUUACGUCGCAGCGGCUGCCAAGAGAAGAGGUCUUGGUUUGAUCCAGUUCAUCGGAGAGCUUUUCAAAUUGCAGAUGUUAACAGAGCGUAUCAUGCAUGAAUGCGUCAAGAAACUCGUUGACUACGAAGGUACCCCCGAAGAAGAAGAGGUUGAGUCACUCUGCAAACUUUUACGAACCAUCGGUUAUGCUCUCGACGCAACAGAGAAGAGCCACUUAGCAAUGGAUGCCUACUUCAACCGGAUCCAACAGAUGAUGGAUAGCAAGGAGUUGAACAGCCGCAUGAAGUUUAUGUUGCUCGACGUGGUUGAGCUACGAAAGGUCAAUUGGGAAUCUAAGGAGGCAGACAAGGGCCCCAAGACUAUCGCAGAGAUACGUGAGGAGGCGCAAAAGGCCCAACUCGAGAAAGAAGCUGCUGCUGCCCGCGAUAAACAACGGCAAAGAUCGCAAGCAGGUAGGGGGGAUGGAAGGUCGUUCUCACAAGGCGGCUAUGGCGGGAACCAAGGAUUCCAGGACCAACGCCAGAACCAAACUCUUGGAACAGACGAACUUCGCCGUCUAGGAGGGAUAAAGCCACUCCGCCAGGGCACUGGAGGUUCCUUCGGCCCCUCCGCUGGAUUAUUCGGCAGGUCUGGCAGCAGUAGUGGCAGCCGAAAAGGCCUCGGUGGCCUCGGUGCCCCUUCAAACCUGCAACCUGGGGCUGACUCCGGAGUCUCAUCCCGGACGGCAACCCCUCCUGUUACCCGGGACUCAGUCGCCUCCACGAACAGCUUCAGUUUACUAUCCAGCCAUCAAGAUGGUACUGAUAAUUCCGAAUCCCACGAGACAUCAGGGCCUAAUGACACAGGGUCUACCAACGAGUCGAAGUCGCAAAGCGCAGAUUCUUAG